GCCCGAACUUGACGACAAUGUUGCGGUCAAAUUGAUUGGCAGCUGGAAAGCCACCAGCCUAAAACAUAUCGACUAAAUGCACGCACCAACAGAUGCGGCGAUGCCCGAGCAGGCUCCAGGGACCGAGGCAAAGACGCCUUCGCCGCCACUCCUGGCCGCACUUAAAAAGAUAGGCCAUUUCGCAUCAUCCCAGCUGCUUCUUAUCGCCUUUGGGCUUGCCUGUCUGCUGGCAUAUUAUUUCCCCUACAUCGGCAUCCAGGGCGGCCCCGUCAGAGCCGAGUACACCAUCCUCUAUGGCGCUGUAGCCUUCAUCUUCCUGGUCAGCGGGCUGCAGCUGCCGCUGGAGAAGCUGCUCCUGAACCUGACCAACUGGCGCCUGCACCUCGUCACGCAGGGCGUCAGCUUCGGCCUGAUACCCGCCAUGACCCUCGCCGUCGUCCACAUCACGCUGGCCGCCGGCGCGCUGCGGACGUCGGCCAUCGACAUCUCGGUCAUGGUCGGCAUGGUGGUGGUCAGCUGCAUCCCCACCACGGUGGCGUCCAACGUCGUCUUCACGCGCGUCUCGGGCGGCGACGACGCCGCCGCCAUCGUCGAGGUCGUCCUCGGCAACGUGUUUGGCGCAUUUUUGACCCCGGCCGUGGUCUACGCCUACAUGCCCUCGGCCCCAGACUUUGACCGCUGGAGGCCCGCCUCGCCCUCGACCCUGUCGGCCAUGUACGCCAACGUCGCCAGGCAGCUGGGCCUCAGCGUCCUGCUCCCUCUAGCUGUCAGCCAGUCCCUGCGCCGCUUCUGGCCCCGCCGCGUCUCGUGGGCUCUCGAGAAGCUCUACCUCGGCAAGGCGUCUACCAUCUGUCUUGCACUGCUCGUCUGGACCACCUUUUGCGGCGCCUUUGCCACAGAGGCAUUAUUCACGCUCCCCAAGGCCUCUCUAGUGUUCAAUAUCUUUAUGAACAUUGCACUAUACCUAUUAUUUACCGUCGUUUGCUUCUACAUGGCCCGCCCCCCACGUCUGUUGAUCAGGGGCGUCGAGGCCCUCCUCGACACCAAACCCCUGCGCCGCCUUCCUCCCGGCCUCAAGGCGGUGCUGGUGCCGCAGCGCAUGUCCAAAGAGCGCACUGUCGCCGUUUGCUUCUGCGGGGCGGCCAAGACCACCAGCCUCGGUAUCCCCCUGGUGAGUGCCAUGUGGUCUCACUCGGACAACCUCAUGCGUGCCUUCAUCCAGAUCCCGGUCCUCCUCUACACCAUAGAGCAGGUCUUCAUCGCCCAGAUCCUCGUCUACUUUUUCCGCUGGUACGUCAAGGAGCCUUCCAAAUCGGCCCCAAGCGAUAGCGAGGCACCGGGCAGCGAGACUUCGGAGCCGGGCCACCAACCUAUCUGGGCAACGCUGCCGUCUGCCGACAACUCGGGCGCCGACAAGCGGCCCUAGGAGACUCGGAGCUGUAUAACGCUCGAUCCGGCUUCUACCCCUGAAAUCAAAUCUUCCCCAAAGACCCUCUUCCACUCGCGGUAUAUGCUGUCACGGAUGUGCUCAUGACCAAGCGACCGCUGCGCCGUCCAGCAAGCUGUGUCAGCAAGCAACUCGAAUGCAACGCCGGGCCAGGGUGGGGUGUGGUUAACCAGGCCGACUUACUGGGUGAAAGACCUUGGCGUACGAGGUCGGCACAUACCACCCAGAGUUCCCCUCCUGGAGCGUGGGCGUUAUCAAGACAUGUGCCGGCCGCAGCGUGGGAUCCCUCUUCUUGGCCAUGGCCAUAUAGCACGUCGCGAGCAGGCCCCAGUCGCCAGACUCCCUCGCCGGCCCGAGACAGCUAUCCGGGUCGACGAGCAGGGCACCUUCAGGCGGGGCCCCAUCGUCGGCAUCGCCCGUCGAGUUCCCGCCGUUGUCCGGGCCGCCGACGAGGAAGAACCACGUGUCGCUGCGGCCAUAGUCGGGCUCGGCGACCCCUAGCUCGCAGAAGCGGUGCCCGUCGAAGCCGCCGUCAUAAUCAACAAACAGCGCCUUGGGCCGCGCGGCGCCGGCGAAGCGGCCAUUGACGCGCGCCACGACGGCCCGCAGCUUUGCGUU
Gaeumannomyces tritici R3-111a-1 is the source of this 2065-nucleotide messenger RNA. RefSeq lists its product as hypothetical. The transcript has 3 exons. Gene Ontology annotation, cellular component: plasma membrane. NCBI's taxonomy places the organism in Eukaryota, Fungi, Ascomycota, Sordariomycetes, Magnaporthales, Magnaporthaceae. The coding region runs from base 77 to 1426 and encodes 449 amino acids. The record is from RefSeq and is a predicted model, not a curated record.